UUUUUCUUCACUACUUAAAUCUUAAAAUAAAAAAAUCUUAAAAUCCAUAUUUUAUUUUUUGAAAUAGACACCAGAAAUGAAAUACUCCGAAAAUUUGUUUUGCUCAAUUGAUCGUGGGCCCGGCAGCCGCUGUGCAGCGCCAGAUCGACGAGGCUCUAUCCCUUUAAUUGUUGAGCAAACAUUUUUUUGUUUUUUUGUUAAACAAUUAAAGGGAUAGAUGCGGCCGGGGUUUGAACCCUCGACCUCCCAGUUGUGAGACGGACGCUCUACAAACUGAGCCAACACACCGGUUGUUAAAUGUUGUUAAUGUCAAGACUAAAGAAAGUACCACAAGGCCCGUGUAUAUAGCUACUCUGUGACUAUAUUUCACUACAAAGAUGAAAAAAAAAUAAUCAGUCAGAUAACCAUAGAUUGAAUAUUGAAUGAAAACCAUGAAUCAGAAGUGAAACAAACCAUAUGAGUGAAAUGGAGGAAAUUCUUUCCAAAUGAAAAAGGAAACAAUUCUGCUUAAAUCAUUGUAUUUCAUGUAAUUCGAAGAUGGGGGAAAGGGCGGUAGUGAUAUACCAAGGAAAGACCAGGAAGUGCUUUCUGCAGAGAAAGUAUGAGAACCAAGCAUUAAUGUACAUCUUCACUGAACUUGACAUUAUUCAUACAGCAGUACACAAUCACUUCCUUUUAAAAUAUUUCAUGAGUUGAGGUGAGCUGACUGGAAUACAAAUGCAGUGAGAUUUCUUGUACAUACGACAUCUUUUAUUAUUUUUUUUACAGUGGGCAGAAGAAAAGCAGUUCCCAAGAGAGAUUUCCAUCAGGUGUACAUGUAUAAAAGGAUAUACAGAGGAACUAAAACAAAGAUUCUGGUAAGCUAAGUUGAGCAAUUGCCACUUGACUUAUAAUAAUGCAAUAAUGAGCAAUAUGGAAGUCUUGCAGAAUAUUCUACUAGAAGUAGUAAAGGUAAUGAAAGCCUUUGAUGAGAUGUAUUCAUUAAGUCACUAACCUCUGGACUCUAUCACCAUUGUAUUUUCUGAAGGAUAUUUAAUUUCUUGCUACAAAUUAAGAUGCAUAGUUUGUAAGGUAUAAAACAUUCACAAUUAUUUACUUUAAUAAAGCAUACAAAUGUAUAGGCAAAAAUGAUAUUCUUCAUUUACUGAAUAAUCAUUGCAUGGUUCUUUACAAUGACCGCUUCAUUACUUCUGUGUAAUUUCUUUUCAGGGGCUUUCGCCUGCUAUCUGAAUAAUCAUGGAUGACUCAUUAACAUCCCCAAUGGAAAAGGCUUUGAAUGUGACAACAAAUAUUCAACUGAAUAUAUCUGUGAGCCAAACACAUGCUGCAAUAAUUUCCACUCUGACAAUCACCACUAUGAUGCUGGGAAUAGUAGGAAACCUAAUGGUGUUCUUGGCUGUUGCUCUUUCCAAAGGUCUUCAGAACUCCAUCAAUGUCUUUAUGGUGAAUCUAUCAAUAUCUGACUUUAUUUCAGCCAUUAUUCUGCUUUUUCAAGCUGCAUCGCUGCUUUUUGAGUCUGAAUGGCCUUUUAGUAAAGGACUGUGUGAUCUUGCAGGAGCUUUGAUCCUUUGGGCAAGCUGCACCAGUUUCAUGACUUUAACAGCCAUUGCAGUCAACCGUUACAUCGUCAUCACCAAGACUAAGAGACUUCAGCAGAGGAUCUGCACACGCCGUGGAAACACCUUGAUGGUAGCGCUACUGUGGAUGUUUCCAUUCCUAGUUCUGGUGAUUCCUCAGCUCAUUCCUGCAACAGGUGGUAUAGUGUAUGAUCCCAUCUUCAGGACCUGUAUCUGGGAUUUAGAACAUCCUUUAGCCACCGUGUUUCAAAGCAUAGCCGUGGUUAACUCCAUCAGCUGCACUGUCAUCAUAGUCUUCUGCUACACAGCAAUCUAUUGUUUUGUCCGAAGACAUGUCAAGAGGACCCUCAGAAAUUCCAGUGAGAUCAUAGAGAUGGAAUAUAGAUCAAACAAACAGACAUCACCAAGAGGCCCAAGCAUCAAUCAGAUCAAAAUCACCAAAAACUUAGCCCUGGUUGUGUUGGUUGUCUUCAUCUGCAAUUUGCCUUUUGCCCUGAACCUGUCUGUAAAAAAAUUUGGCGUAUACUCAGUUUACCUAGCUCUUCUUGCCAUUCUUCCUUUCUGCUUGAACCCUAUGAUCUAUGCAGCAAGGCAUCCCCAAUUCAAGGUAGUCUUUAAAUGCAUGUUAACCUGCAGGUUCCGGGAUAUCCCUCAUCCUUCAGAAUGGCUCAAAGCUCUCCUUCGUAAGACAGGAUCAGCCAACAGGGCUACACCGUCAAGUUCUACAAUUUGAUAUCUAUAACAUUAAUUAGGGAGUUUAGCCUGUUGCAUGCUGAUACCAGGUGAUCCCUGCACAAAGCCUAUGGGAAUUGCAGAACUUAGUUAACAAGCGAGAAAAAUUACAUCCAUAUAUCACUGCCAGCUUUGCUAUAUCACACUUCACAAUCAAUUUCCUUAACCCACAGUACUUUGACGACGGUGAAAUCGUUCAACCUCUAGAAUGAUUCCAAACUGUUUCUAAUAAACACAGGACAACUUAACUUUGUCCCAUGGAAUACUGGAAAAGGGAAGCAACUGUACAAAGUUUAUGGACAUUACAGAAUUUGGUAGUCAGCAGGUUAAGUGGGCUUUUCGAUUUCUAGAGAACAAAAUUUGAACUAAGAAAAGAACAUACAUUUAUUUGAUCAUUAUCAGGAUAGUUAUAAUCAGUAAUCAUUGCAAUGACAACUUAUCUUUGGGCAUUAACAUAAACAAGCCUUCCCAUGGCUUUUUAGUGCAUUCCCCACUUCCGUUCAUUUAUUUUAUUUACGUUUCAUUGUCAAAUUGUCUGUAUAAUAUUGUAUUUC
Messenger RNA from Lytechinus pictus (painted urchin), 2863 nucleotides. RefSeq names its product rhodopsin, GQ-coupled-like. Gene Ontology annotation, cellular component: membrane. Gene Ontology annotation, biological process: G protein-coupled receptor signaling pathway. The record is from RefSeq and is a predicted model, not a curated record. The transcript has a single exon. The coding region runs from base 1237 to 2310 and encodes 357 amino acids. NCBI's taxonomy places the organism in Eukaryota, Metazoa, Echinodermata, Echinoidea, Temnopleuroida, Toxopneustidae. Gene Ontology annotation, molecular function: G protein-coupled receptor activity.